AUGUCGGUGCCCCAGGGACCCACCCCAGCUCCUGUCGCAGAGCCUCACGCCCAGGAGCCAGGCUCGGACAAGAGAGACGGUCGCCUCUCAGUCUGUACGAAGGUGUGCUAUGGCAUUGGUGGGGUCCCCAACCAGGUGGCCUCCAGCGCCUCAGCUUUCUACCUGCAGCUCUUCCUGCUUGAUGUGGCCCAGAUCCCCGCUGCCCAGGUGUCACUUGCCUUGUUCGGAGGGAAGGUGUCUGGGGCAAUUGCGGACCCUGUGGCCGGCUUCUUCAUCAACAAGAGCAGAAGGACAGGGUCUGGACGGCUAAUGCCUUGGGCUCUGGGCUGCAUGCCCUUAAUUGCGCUGGCCUACUUCUUUCUGUGGUUCCUGCCCCCAUUCACCAGCCUGCGUGGGCUCUGGUAUACCAGCUUCUACUGCCUGUUCCAGGCCCUAGCUACGUUCUUCCAGGUACCCUACACUGCGCUCACUAUGAUCCUCACCCCUAGCCCCAGGGAGCGAGACUCUGCCACUGCAUACCGGAUGACCAUGGAGAUGGCAGGGACACUGAUGGGAGCCACUGUCCACGGGCUCAUCGUGUCCAGCGCCCAUGGAUCCCAGAGGUGUGAGGAUGCUGUGCACCCCAGGAGUACUGCUGUCUCCCCAGAUGUAGCUCGCCUCUAUUGUAUUGCAGCUGCCGUGGUUGCCUUGACUUACCCUGUGUGUGGCUGUUUGCUGUGCCUAGGAGUGAAGGAGCAGCCAGAAACUUCUGCCCCAGCCUCAGGCCAAGGCCUGAGCUUCUUCACCGGCCUGGCCAUCACUUCGCGGCACGCCCCCUACCUGAAGCUGGUGGUCUCCUUCUUGUUCAUCUCAGCUGCUGUCCAGGUGGAACAGAGUUACUUUGUCCUGUUCUGUACACACGCCUCUAAGCUACAUGAUCAUGUCCAGAAGUUGGUGCUAACCAUCCUGGUCUCGGCUGUACUGAGCACCCCACUGUGGGAGUGGGUUCUCCAGCGAUUUGGGAAGAGGACAUCUGCAUUCGGGAUCUGUGUGAUGGUGCCCUUUUCUAUCUUGUUGGCUGUUGUGCCCUCAGCACCGGUGGCCUAUGUUGUGGCCUUUGUCUCUGGCGUGAGCAUUGCUGUGUCCCUGCUGCUACCUUGGUCCAUCCUGCCAGAUGUGGUGGAUGACUUCCAGCUGCGGCACCAGCGUGGCCCAGGCGUGGAGACCAUCUUCUACUCAUCUUAUGUCUUCGUCACCAAGCUGUCAAGCGCGGUCGCCUUGGGCAUCUCUACCCUAAGUUUGGAGUUUGCAGGGUAUGAGGCAGGAGCCUGCCAGCAAGCAGAAGAAGUGGUGGUCACCCUCAAGGUCCUCAUUGGUGCUGUGCCCACCUGUAUGAUCCUUAUUGGCCUGUGCAUCCUCCUGGUUGGCCCCACUCCCAAGACACCAAGACAGGACACUUCCUCCCAGCUAAGCCUUCGGAGGAGGACUAGCUACAGCCUUGCCUGAACUUUAAGGGGACUUCUGUGAGCUAGAAAGGAAAAAUCUGCAUUUUCUGGAACUCUCUUCAUCCAGCCCGGAGCACAUCCUAGCAACUUAGCUCAGUGCAUUUUCCCUUGUGCAUGGAGACUUUAGGGACAUGUCUAGGGAUGGAUGGUCCAGGCUCCAGAAACUACCCCACAGCUCCUUGCCUGUUGUACCGGGACCCUUUCAGGCUUGUACCCUAGACUGUUCCACCACCAAGAAACCUGAUUCUGAAAGCAUUGUCCUCAAUGACAUCAGGAUACCCUGCCUACCCUGGCCUGCAGAUUCCCUUUGCUACAUGGCAGAGCUCCGACACAGGAAUACAGAUGCAGGCCUGGUUUGCACUGAGACUCCAGUGACCACCUGGACACAGUUUGAAUGGGCAGGCUGAGGAAUCAGGACAUGUUGGAGGCUAAGCAGGUAUUUAUCCAGCAUUUUGCUCUGUUGACACGAGUUGAGGUCACUUCUUCUAUCAACAGACAGAGGAUGACAUGGAACCAUCAGAGGCCAGCCACUUUUACAAACUGCGAACUAUUCUGAAAUUCUACAAGCUAUAUAAAACCAUAUAAUAGGAAUUACAGUUUUCUAGGGUCUCUGUCUUUGAGGAAGAUUCAUUGGGGUUUAUUUUUUUCAAAAACAAAUUUA
Messenger RNA from Arvicanthis niloticus (Nile rat), 2145 nucleotides. RefSeq names its product MFSD2 lysolipid transporter B, sphingolipid (gene Mfsd2b). The record is from RefSeq and is a predicted model, not a curated record. Gene Ontology annotation, cellular component: plasma membrane. Gene Ontology annotation, biological process: lipid transport; carbohydrate transport. Lineage: Eukaryota; Metazoa; Chordata; Mammalia; Rodentia; Muridae. Gene Ontology annotation, molecular function: sphingolipid intramembrane carrier activity; symporter activity.